ACGGUUAGAACUCCAUUUUGUUCGCCGCUCGCCUGCUCGGCAGUCGCUCGUCUCCGUGGCUUCUCCUGGCCGGAAAGUUGAGCGGCGGCGGCGGAAGUUUUGAGGACUCGGCCGGAGCUCGGUCACUGAGUGUCCCGCGGACGAGCAGAGCGGCAGAGAUGCGGCCCCUGGACGCGGUGGAGCUGGCGGAGCCCGAGGAGGUGGAGGUGCUGGAGCCCGAGGAGGACUUCGAGCAGUUUCUGCUGCCCGUCAUCCACGAGAUGCGCGAGGACAUCGCGUCGCUGACGCGCGAGCGCGGGCGCGCGCCCGUGCGCAACCGGGGCAAGCUGUGGGAGAUGGACAAUAUGCUGAUCCAGAUCAAGACGCAGGUGGAGGCCUCGGAGGAGAGCGCGCUCAACCACCUGCAGGGCGCGGCCGGCGCCGAGCCCCGCGGCCCCAGGGCGGAGAAGGCCGAGGAGAAGGCGCAGGAGAUGGCGAAGAUGGCCGAGAUGCUGGUGCAGCUGGUGCGGCGGAUAGAGAAGAGCGAGUCGUCGUGAGCGGCCCGCCGCGGUUUCCAGCCAAUGGAUUCUGGUCGAGUGAUGGCGAUUGGCUGACAUGACACCUGGAGAAACUGAAACCAGAAAGCCUUUUGUUUUCCCUUUUUUUUCUUUUGUUUUUCUUCUCCCCCCCACCCCCCACCCCUUCUGUCUUCACUCUGUUCUCACUGACACUACGUUUCUGCUACGGUCUGCGGUUGACGACCUCGAUAUGAGUUACUCAUUGAUUAUUCAGUGGUUCCUUUUUUUGUUUGUUUGUUUGUUUGGGGGAAAUUACUUUGAUUUGGAAAAUUCACUCACAUAUGGGAACUAGGGCCUAGAUUGUAAGCCCCCGUGGCAGUCGAAUGACGUUCCUUCCUGGGCUUUGGUUGUUGUUUAUGCAUUUUGAGGUGCUUUGCUCUUUCUCGGGUGAUCUGAUAGCUCCCUGGAACUUUGGCUCUUUGUGACACUUGAGACUCGGGUUGGAGCUCACCGGCCCUUGGAGUUCUGAAGGAGCUGCGUUCAUUCUAGAAGACCACUCCUUGCAUCGAUGGUGGAAGAAGGAACCAGACUUCAUCUGGGACUACGGAUGGGCCUUACAUGGCUAAGACUGAUGACCUGGGAGAAGGGUCGGAGAAGAGUAUCGUUUCUAUUGGGGGAGGGGGGCUUUGAUUUCUGUGUGAGACCAAAGGAGGAGAGAUGUAUUUUGUGCAAAAUUUAAAUUUUAUGCGCUCCACUAUCUAUUGUAACCUGUCUGGUGAGUUUGUUUGGACAGCCUAACUCAUUUCUAUAUGAAAUGGAAUCCAGAAUGGGAGGUGAGGUCUUGUUAGUCUGUGCCAGUUGGUAUUUUAUCCCCAUAUAUUUGAGGAGAUCCUGGGCAUAAAAUGAAAGAUACUUUCCAUGCCCUUUGUGGGCUGGGAAGGAAAACUUGGAACUGUCUGCAAUGGACCCUAAACUUCGAGGAAGAGGCGUCUUCAAGGUUCAUAUGUAGUCAGGCUAUAAGUGUAUUGAGUAGCAGACCUGAGAAGCAACCCCUACCGUAUUUCAAAAAUAAAAUCUUACAUGUUAAUAAAAGUAUUCGUUUGCUUGAAAAGAUAAAUAAACUCAGAAAAUUAUUAAGAAACAGUAA
Molecule: messenger RNA, 1644 nt
Organism: Phodopus roborovskii (desert hamster)
Lineage: Eukaryota; Metazoa; Chordata; Mammalia; Rodentia; Cricetidae
Product: MORF4 family-associated protein 1
Exons: 2
Coding region: 159-536 (125 amino acids)
Source: RefSeq, a predicted model, not a curated record